Molecule: messenger RNA, 1440 nt
Organism: Saccharomycopsis crataegensis
Lineage: Eukaryota; Fungi; Ascomycota; Saccharomycetes; Ascoideales; Saccharomycopsidaceae
Exons: 1
Coding region: 1-1440 (479 amino acids)
Source: RefSeq, a predicted model, not a curated record
AUGUCGAAAUCCAAGCAGAUAUUUGGAGACCUUAAGAAUAUAGCAAACUCUAAAAUACCUUUGGUAUACAAAACCUCCCCUCAAAACCUAUUCAAUAAUGCCAAAGUACCAAAACCAUUGGAUAUAGUACACCCUUAUCUUAAAAUUAGUGAUGUUGAGAUGGUUGUCAAUGCAAUGAGCUCAGAAAGAUUCCCUAUGGGGCUCAAGGUACCGGUACGGUCGGAACAAGGUAAGUUUGAGAACGUAUUUGUUGGGAAAUACGAGAUCAAACCUUUGAGAUUCACUAGUAAUACCACCAACAAAAUUAACUGGAUGAGGGGAGUUAACGAGAGCUCAGAAUUCCAAAAUAUUGAAACAUCAAGAAGAUUGACUGAUGAUGAUGUGGUGGUAGUUGGGGAGACCCUUGUGAAUGAAGAAAGUAAACAAGCGAUUUCUGAAUUCUAUCAAAAGAUUGGGCCUGCGGUCACCGUUGAACAGUUCCAACAGUUUUUACUCAAGGAUUUGAAGUUAAAUAUAACAUCGGAUAAGAUCAAUCAGAAUGCUUUACAGUUGAUCAGAAGCUCUCCUGCGGAAUACAACACGGUGAUUGCAUUGAUAUCCUUAUCUAAAAACCUCUUGCAAGACCAGGCUAGCGCCCAUUCAGUCGCAAUAUCAACAUAUUAUUCAAGUUUAUUUGUCAGCGAAUUAUCAACGAAAAUCCAAAAAGUCUACAGACAAUGGCCAAUCAAACAAUCUAAGGCCGUCAUUAAAGCAUUUUCGGAACUCGUCGAUGUUCUUGCAAACGCCUCUCAAGGAUUCCACUCCGGGUACUCCAUGAACUUGCUCAGCCAAUUAUUUUCAGUUCAUACCAAGUUAUAUGAUUUAAAGAAAGCACAGAUUUACUUGAACAUCUUGUUGAAAAACCAAUUCUUGCCAACAGAAUCAAGUUUCACAGAAUAUGUUGUGAAAUCAUGCCUUGAUCAGAGAUGUUAUAAGUAUUUGGCCGGCUUGAAAAAUCUAUUGUUGAGAAGCGCUAACUAUAAAAUUAUUAAAGCUCUAGCUUCACAUUCAUCUAAUUUGGAAGAAUUGCAAAGUUUAUUAGUAUUUAUCGAUCAAGUACCAAAUGAAGAAACUAAAAAUUCAAUCUACCUCCACUGUUCAUCCUUUUUGCUCAAGAAGGCUGCAAAGUUGGCCAAAACUGCUGAGAAACUACAAAACAUCACAGUUAGAGUACAGCAACACAAUUUCCCGAUUAGCGCUGAUGCUUGUGAAGCUAUUGUUAGUAGUUUUAUACAAACCAAAGGCUUUAUUUUUGCUGCCCACUACCUACAGAAAUUCUCAAUAGACUCUAAGAAUGCAUUGGAAAAGUUCUUGAAUCAAACAACCCAGUUGGAGGUAAAUAGUGAUUUGAAAGAACAAUUCAUCAAUAUUUUAAAAAACAAGAUAUCCUCAAUAGCAUAA